Molecule: messenger RNA, 1500 nt
Organism: Closterium sp. Naga37s-1
Lineage: Eukaryota; Viridiplantae; Streptophyta; Zygnematophyceae; Desmidiales; Closteriaceae
Source: the annotation of a GenBank genome assembly
AUGGCCCACAACCGGCUGUCGGUUUGUCCCUUCAUUGCCCGCCGUCGCUCACUGCUGGCCGUCGCUCACUGCCCGCCGUCGCUCACUGCUGGCCGUCGCUCACUGCCGGCCGUCGCUCACUGCCGGCCGUCGCUCACUGCCGGCCGUCGCUCACUGCCGGCCGUCGCUCACUGCUGGCCGAAGCUCACUGGCGGCCGCCCCGCGCGUCUAACUCGCGCAGCCGCGCCGCUCCAGAAGGAGGCAGAGACGAGCGAGAGCAGCACGGCCCGGCGCGGCGCGGAAGGGGACGACGAGGAAGGGGAUGAGGCGCUGAUUCCCCUCAUUCCCCUCCUUUCCCCCCUUGCUUCCCCUCCUUUCCCCCCUUGCUUCCCCUUCUUUCUCCCCCUGCUUCCCCUCCUUUUCCCCCUUGCUUCCCCUCUUUUUCCCCCUUGCUUCCCCUCUUUUUCCCCCCUGAUUCCCCUCCUUUCCCCCCUUGCUUCCCCUCCUUUCCGCCCUUGCUUCUCCUCAUUUCCCUCCCUGCUUCUCCUCAUUUCCCUCCCUGCUUCUCCUCAUUUCCCCCCUUGCUUCCCCUCAUUUUCAUCCCUGCUUCUCCUCAUUUCCCCCUUGCUUCACCUCAUUUCCCUCCCUGCUUCCCCUCAUUUCCCUCCCUGCUUCACCUCGUUUCCCUCCCUGCUUCUUCUCAUUUCCCCCCUUGCUUCCCCUCAUUUUCAUCCCUGCUUCUCCUCAUUUCGCCCCUGCUUCCACUCAUCCCUGCUUCCCCUCAUCCCUGCUUCCACUCAUCCCUGCUUCCACUCAUCCCUGCUUCCCCUCAUCCCUGCUUCCACUCAUCCCUGCUUCCCCUCAUCCCUGCUUCCACUCAUCCCUGCUUCCCCUCAUCCCUGCUUCCCCUCAUCCCUGCUUGCACUCAUCCCUGCUUCCACUCAUCCCUGCUUCCCCUUAUCCCUGCUUCCACUCAUCCCUGCUUCCCCUCAUCCCUGCUUCCCCUCAUCCCUGCUUCCACUCAUCCCUGCUUCCGCUCAUCCCUGCUUCCCCUCAUCCCUGCUUCCACUCAUCCCUGCUUCCCCUCAUCCCUGCUUCCACUCAUCCCUGCUUCCCCCCAUCCCUGCUUCCCCUCAUCCCUGCUUCCACUCAUCCCUGCUUCCACUCAUCCCUGCUUCCACUCAUCCCUGCUUCCCCUCAUCCCUGCUUCCACUCAUCCCUGCUUCCACUCAUCCCUGCUUCCCCUCAUCCCUACUUCUCCUCAUUUCCCUCCCCGCUUUCCCUGUUUGUACCUGCUUCUCCUCAUUUCCCCCCUGCUUCCACUCAUAUCCACCCCUGCUUCCCCUCCUUUCCCCCCUUGCUCCUAACCUCCCUCUUCUUACGGUACUUCCUUCUUUCCCUCUCACCCGUGCUUUCCUCUUCCCCCUCUUCCCUAUCUCCCCUAUCUCCCCUGUUCGCCUUUUUUAUGGUUCCCCCUCCCCAUCCCUCGUAUUCCCUCCCUCUCCCUGGCUAUUGCAGUGA